ACGCGCCCGCCCUUUUCCGACCAUCGACGCAGAGAGCUCGGGGACAGCAGCGCGAGCUGGACACGCACAAACAACCUCGUUCAGCCGUGGAGUGUCGAACAAGGGACGGGGAUACAACCAUGACGGAGGCGGCGGGCGCCGGAGACUCCGCGCACGAGUUUCCAGCCCAUUACAAAGUCAUGCUGGAUAAACUGAACGAGCAGCGGCAAUUGGACCAGUUCACCGACAUCACGCUGAUUGUCGACGGGCACCAGUUCAGAGCCCACAAAGCUGUGCUGGCGGCCUGCAGUCAGUUCUUCCACAAGUUCUUCCAAGAUUUUACUCAGGAGCCGCUGGUGGAGAUCGAAGGUGUGAGCAACACGGCGUUCCGUCACCUGAUGGAGUUCACUUACACGGCGAUGCUAGCGGUGCACGGGGAGGAGGAGGUGACUGAUGUCUGGAGAGCUGCAGAGUACCUUCAGAUGCAGGAGGCCAUCAAAGCCUUAAACAACAGGAUGAACGGAGUCACCACAUUAAGUACAGCCCAGGUGCAUGCUGGGAAGAGCAAAGCCAAGAAAAGGAAGAUCGCAGAGACUUCCAACGUGAUCACGGAGACACUGCCGUCGGCGGACACGGAAACGGUGGAGAUUGAGGUGGAGGUUGGUGAGGAGACUCUGGAGGUGCAGGAGGACGUCCUGGAGGAGGUGGUGGACGCGGCCGGAGGAACUCCGCAGUCUUCCUCGGACGACUCAGCCUUGGCUCUGCUCGCUGACAUCACCAGCAAGUACCAGCAGGGGGAGCAGGUGGUGCAUGUUGUGAAGAGGGGCGAGGAGGAGGCAUUGGUGGCUGCCAGGACGCUGGAGGGCAUGGAGCUGGUGGAGGUGCAGCUGGACAUGUUCCGCUGUGACAGGUGUGAGCGCAGCUUCAAGCUCUUCUACCACCUGAAGCAGCACAUGAAGACGCAUGCAGCCGGUCUGGAGAAGCCCUUCGUGUGUAAGCACUGUGGGAAGACGUACGCGCGUGAAGGAGCCCUCAAACAGCACCUUAGCAGCUACCACUUCGACGCAGAAGAACAGUCACGCAGGCAGAAGAAAAAGGUGCACGUCUGUGUGUACUGCAACAAGGAGUUCGACCACUUCGGGCACUUUAAAGAACACCUGAGAAAACACACAGGUGAGAAGCCGUUUGAGUGUCCUGACUGUCACGAGCGCUUUGCUAGGAACAGCACGCUCAAGUGCCACAUGUCCGCCUGCCAAAACGGAUCAGGAGCCAAGAAGGGACGCAAGAAGCUCUACGAGUGUCAGGUGUGUAACGAGGUCUUUAACAGUUGGGAGCAGUUCAAGGACCACCUGGUGAUCCACACGGGCGACAAGCCCAACCACUGCACCUUCUGUGACCAGUGGUUCACGCAGCCGCGCGACCUGAGUGAUCAUCUGCAUGAGCAGCACGGCUUCCAGGAGGAACUGGUGAUGGCGGACUCCACCACCGUGCUGGCCGUGGCCGGGGUGGAGGAGGGCGAGGACAGGCUGGUGCUACAUGACGGCAUGCGGGUGGAGCACGUCACCGUGGAGCCGGUGGACGUGGUGACCGUCGAGGAGGCCGUGGUGUUGGAGGAGGGGUCAGCACUGCAGGCCCGCCCUCGGGGGGUGGGCGAAGGGGAGGCGGUGUUGAUAGAGGUGGAGGAGGCGGGGCUAAAAGAGCAGACGGUGGAGGUCCAGCUGGAGCAUGUGAUGGAGGUGCAGCCUGUGGACUCAGACUCACAUGGACAAGAGCACACAACAGAGGAGCAGAAGGUUCAGGGUGUGGCUGUAUGAAAACUCUGCCCUGGGGGCGUGGCUCCUGGCAUUGGCGUAGAAAAUGAACUGUGAUAUUUAUUUAUGAAGUAAGUUCUCUGAAGGAACCGUGUUGGGACGGCAGGCGGGCGUCUGCGUUGGGGGCAGCAACAUCCUGUUUCAUGUUGGGCUGUUUGGUUCUUUGGUUUUUUGGUUUUUUAAGAAUUUGCUUGGAAACCUUGUUGAGAAGACGCAUGUUAAUUCAGUUGAUUUGGUGAGAACUUAUUUUGAACAUGUAGAAACUGCACAAGAACGCCUCUACUCAGAACGUUAAUUUAAGGAAAUAAAAUAUGUUUGCUAGGCGGGGCGGAAAAGUACAUAUUUUUGUAAGAACUGAGAUUUUUGUCUGUAUAUUGCAGAGUGUUGCUGUUCUACGCUUGUGUCUGAAUGAGCAUAAGGGCUCAAGCAGAGGUACACAGGAUUCAGACGGGUGGAGCUGAUGGGUGGGGCCGUCCCCUACAGUUGUGGUGAGGGGUGGAGCUGAUGGGUGGAGCCGUCCCCUACAGCUGUGGUGAGGGGUGGAGCCGUCCCCUACAGCUGUGGUGAGGGGUGGAGCCGUCCCCUACAGCUGUGGUGAGGGGGUGGAGCCGUCCCCUACAGCUGUGGUGAGGGGUGGAGCCGUCCCCUACAGCUGUGGUGAGGGGUGGAGCCGUCCCCUACAGCUGUGGUGAGGGGUGGAGCCGUCCCCUACAGCUGUGGUGAGGGGUGGAGCCGUCCCCUACUGCUGUGGUGAGGGGUGGAGCCGUCCCCUACAGCUGUGGUGAGGGGUGGAGCCGUCCCCUACAGCUGUGGUGAGGGGUGGAGCCGUCCCCUACAGCUGUGGUGACUAACACCCAAUGUCCUGCUACGUCUGCUGACCUACUAGGAUCAACCUCUCUCUCUCUCUAAUGGAUAUUCAGUUUUCUGGAUUUUCAGAAUUCUGUCUGUCUGUGUUUUUCACUAUAUGAAAUUGUUAUUAAUUUGUACAGAGCAAUAAAAUGCCAAAACAGCA
This is a messenger RNA of Electrophorus electricus (electric eel), 2802 nucleotides long. RefSeq names its product zinc finger protein 131 (gene zbtb35). Gene Ontology annotation, biological process: regulation of transcription by RNA polymerase II. The record is from RefSeq and is a predicted model, not a curated record. Gene Ontology annotation, molecular function: protein binding; DNA-binding transcription factor activity, RNA polymerase II-specific. Gene Ontology annotation, cellular component: nucleus. Lineage: Eukaryota; Metazoa; Chordata; Actinopteri; Gymnotiformes; Gymnotidae.